AUGCAAACCCAGGCGGAGGACCUGCAGCCUCCUUACCGGGUGUUGAAGAGAGAGGGGUUAAAAGGAAGCUGGAAGAGCCUGAGGACAGAGCGCACCUCUUUCUGGGAGGCCAUAGACCCAAGCAGGUUUCUGGGAGACAGUCUGCUGCUUGGGACCAGCAUCCAGGUGGUGUCAUUUUUCCCACUUACGUGCUGGCAGGUACACUUGCCGCUAGCCACCAGCAGGACGCCCUUGAAGAUGCUGACUGUGAAGACGCUGGCCCUGUGCUUGAUUCUUGCUAAGUCAGCCUGGUCGGAGGAGCAGGACAAGGUGGUACACGGUAGCCCCUGUUUGAAGAACUCGCACCCUUUCCAAGCUGCGCUCUAUACCUCGGGUCACUUGCUGUGUGGUGGGGUCCUCGUUGACUCACAGUGGGUUCUCACAGCUGCCCACUGCAAAAAACCGAAUCUGGAGGUGCGCUUGGGGAAGCACAACCUAUGGCAAACAGAGACUUUCCAAAGGCAGAUCUCUGUGGAUCGGACUGUUGUCCAUCCCCGCUACAACCCUGACACCCACGACAAUGACAUCAUGAUGGUGCACCUGAACUCUCCAGUCGAAUUUUCUCAAAAGAUCCAGCCUCUGCCCUUGAAGAAAGACUGCUCUGACGACAAUAUCAACUGUCAGAUCCUGGGCUGGGGCAAGAUGGAAAAUGGUGAAUUCCCAGACACCAUCCAGUGUGCUGAUGUCCAACUGGUGCCCCGCAGUGAAUGUGAGCUUGCCUACCCUGGUAAGAUCACCCGGAACAUGGUGUGUGCAGGGGACAAGAAAGAAGGGAACGACUCCUGCCAGGGUGAUUCUGGAGGUCCCCUGGUAUGUGGGGAUCGCCUCCGAGGGCUGGUGUCAUGGGGUAACAUGCCCUGUGGAUCAAAGAAGAAGCCAGGAGUUUACACUGAUGUCUGCACUCAUACCAGAUGGAUCCAAAACAUCAUCAGAAACAAGCGGCUCCGACAUGAGACAUCCAGUUCUUGA
This is a messenger RNA of Meriones unguiculatus (Mongolian gerbil), 1008 nucleotides long. RefSeq names its product kallikrein related peptidase 6 (gene Klk6). The transcript has 8 exons. Gene Ontology annotation, molecular function: serine-type endopeptidase activity. Lineage: Eukaryota; Metazoa; Chordata; Mammalia; Rodentia; Muridae. Gene Ontology annotation, biological process: proteolysis. Bases 1 to 1008 code for a protein of 335 amino acids. The record is from RefSeq and is a predicted model, not a curated record.